AUGGCCAAAAAGACCGAAGUUACUCAACUCAAAAGGAUUUUACAAGAACUCUUGGCGCUUUUUUCAAACCUUUUACAAGGAGAUGGUAUUCCUGUUUCGGCCAAAUUUCUGACUGACAGUUUUGGAUGGAGCUCAGACGAAGUGCUAAUUCAUCAAGAUAUUCAGGAACUCAACCGCCUAUUAUUUGAACAAUUGGAAAAUAACUUAAAAGACACUUCAGAAACGACUCUUAUCAGUGAUCUUUACAAGGGAGUUUUCAGAACAACAGUUUGCAUUUUUAAUUCUAAGUUUCUUAAUGCCUUCUUUACUUACAGAUCAAGUGUCUCACAUGUGGCCAAGUUAGUGAGCGAAAUGUGGGAUGAAUUUCAGGAUGUUAAUCUCUCUGUGUCUCACUGCGAUUCUAUCGAAGAUGCUCUGAACUAUCACACACAAACGGAGAUGUUAGUUGGAGAAAACCAGUACUUCUGUGAAAACUGCAAGAGCCGAGUCAAUGCCACCAAAACGAGCAAAUUUACUGACCUGCCACCGAUCUUAACCCUCUCACUGUCCCGGUUCUACUUUAAUCCCAAAACUAUGGAGGCCUGCAAAUUGGACAAGAUGUGCAGCUUUCCCAUUCUCCUCGACAUGACUACGUACUUGGCAAGCAAGCAAGCAGUGCCAGUUACCUACGACCUCUUUUCCAUUGUUAUUCAUGCUGGCGCCGCUGCUUGUGGCGGUCACUAUCACGCCUACAUCAAAGACCCCUAUGGAUACAUCGGAGAUGAAGUAGAUGACCAUACUACUCAAAAGUUUCAUCCAUCCGACUUAAAAGGUGGGCAGAAUUUGGAAGUCGAGCAAGUACAAACCAACACCAAUCACUUCUUCGCAUGCCAUCAAAAUGCAACCACACCUGUCAGUAAUCCUGCAACACUGCGAACGCGAGUUCAAUCGCAACAACGGCCUUUUGAGGCUUUUUGUAGGCACACAGAAAGGAGAAACAUCUCUCCUCAUCUCUCAUCGGCUAUUGAUGCUCGCCCACCACCAGUACGAAAGUCGCCUCGACCAUUUCAGCAGGCGGCGUUUUUGAACCGGCUAACAGGACCAUCGGCUAAUUUGAGAUUUCAGAUGCCCCCAGGUGUAGAGACUAGCCCUGCACCCUUCGUUUCCCGUGAUAGCAUUGAUCGCGCAAGAAGCAGACGAAAGACACGUGUCGUUUCAACCUCACUGACAUCAGCAGUGAACCCUAGUAGUGCGUCUGUGAGAGGCCAGUUUUCUGGUAAAGUGGGGAGCGAAACGCUUUCAACGAAGAAAAAGUCGAUGACUUACAAUAGACUGGUUGACAACAUGAAAGCUAGCCUAGCUUCAACUCAGCGGUCAAGCGGAAGUGCUACCACUCCCUACAGCCAACAAAAUGACUCCAUUAAUUAUCCAAAAAGGAAAACAAAUCGGCCAAUUUUUGAACGACCAAUUGGUAAUGCUUUGUCAAAUCAGCUAAGGAAAAUGUCAGUGCAGCUCUUGAAAUCGCCUUCUGGUAGCACAAUAAAUAUUGACGUAAGUGAGAAGUCGGAUCAGACAAGUAGCCUCUCCAUGAAGAAGAAGAUUAUCACCACAAGUGGAAAUAAUGACGAUAACUCAGCAUCAAAGCAGCAAAGCACAGGAAGCCUCACGAAAUCACAAUCACAAUGCUCGUCUUGUACGCCUUCGUGUAACACUGAAGCCUGGCGGUCAAGACUGUUCCGCCAGACACCCAAAAGAUCGAAAUCUUCUGCUUCUGAAAUCGUUAAAACUGGAAAUCUUUCAAAAGCAUCAGUUGGAGUCUCUCCAACAAAGACAUCCACCCCGGUGCUUGAAAAUGACAAGUCCGUGACCCCAACGCCCGCACAGCAAAUAAAGGACUCUUUUCUAUUGCAUAGAUAUCAUAAGAGUGCUAAUCUUGCAAGUGCCUCACAGAAAAGUGAACUGAGUGGUGAAGAAAGUCAAGAGAACUUACAAACACCAUGUGAAGCGCUGAGGCUGACUCGUGAUGGCGAAAAUCCUGUUGUAUAUGGGAAGUGGUUCGACUUUAAUGAUGACGUAGUGAGAGAAGUUAGUUGCGAAAACUUCAAAUACGUCUUCAAGGGGCUCGAGUGUGCCUACAUGCUGUUCUAUAGGAGAAUCGGCCAACCGAUAACUUAG
Echinococcus granulosus is the source of this 2154-nucleotide messenger RNA. Its product is annotated as Ubiquitin hydrolase. Gene Ontology annotation, cellular component: nucleus; cytosol. Bases 1 to 2154 code for a protein of 717 amino acids. Gene Ontology annotation, biological process: protein deubiquitination. NCBI's taxonomy places the organism in Eukaryota, Metazoa, Platyhelminthes, Cestoda, Cyclophyllidea, Taeniidae. Gene Ontology annotation, molecular function: cysteine-type deubiquitinase activity; cysteine-type endopeptidase activity. The record is from RefSeq and is a predicted model, not a curated record. The transcript is spliced from 8 exons.